Molecule: messenger RNA, 1466 nt
Organism: Siniperca chuatsi (mandarin fish)
Lineage: Eukaryota; Metazoa; Chordata; Actinopteri; Centrarchiformes; Sinipercidae
Product: opsin-5-like
Exons: 6
Coding region: 86-1330 (414 amino acids)
Biological process (GO): G protein-coupled receptor signaling pathway
Cellular component (GO): membrane
Molecular function (GO): G protein-coupled receptor activity
Source: RefSeq, a predicted model, not a curated record
ACAGUAGUGUCUACUGAAAGCAGAAGAGAGCGGAGCUACUGUAGAGGACAGCAAGGAUUCAUGCCUUGGCAUCGAAAUUCAGGCCAUGGAAAUAACGCUGAAGAGUUUUCCUUUGAAGGUAGUGAAUAUUCCAUGGAGAAAUAAUAACCUCAGUAGUCUGCAUACAGACCCUCCUCUGUCCGAACAAGGAGAGACCAUCAUUGGAAUCUACCUGUUAGUGUUGGGAUGGCUGUCCUGGUUUGGAAACAGUUUAGUGAUGUUUGUCCUGUACAGACAGCGGGCCUCGCUUCAGGCAACAGAUUUCCUCACUUUAAAUCUUGCCAUCUCUGAUGCCAGCAUCUCUGUGUUCGGCUACUCCAGAGGGAUCCUGGAAAUAUUCAAUAUCUUCAAGGAUGAUGGGUAUUUGAUCACCUGGAUCUGGACCUGCCAGGUAGAUGGUUUCUUCACCUUGCUCUUCGGCCUUGCAAGCAUCAACACCUUGACCGUUAUCAGCGUCACCAGAUACAUCAAGGGAUGCCACCCAAACAGAGCUUACUGUAUCAGCAUUAACACCAUUGCUGUAUCACUCAUCUGCAUUUGGACUGGAGCAAUGUUUUGGUCUGUUGCUCCACUGCUGGGCUGGGGCAGCUACACAGAUCGAGGUUAUGGCACCUGUGAGGUGGACUGGUCCAAAGCCAAUUAUUCCACCAUCUACAAGUCCUACAUCAUCUCCAUCCUCAUCUUCUGCUUUUUCAUCCCUGUGAUGAUCAUGCUCUUCUCCUACAUCUCCAUUAUCAACACAGUGAAAAGCACCAAUGCCAUGUCAGCUGAUGGUUUCCUGACCACUCGUCAAAGGAAAGUGGAGAGAGAUGUCACAAGGAUUUCCAUUGUAAUCUGCACAGCUUUCAUCAUGGCCUGGUCGCCAUAUGCAGUGGUGUCUAUGUGGUCAGCGUGGGGUUUCCAUGUGCCAAGCACAACCAGCAUCUUCACCCGUCUCUUUGCCAAGUCUGCCAGCUUCUACAACCCGCUCAUCUACUUCGGCAUGAGCUCCAAGUUUCGCAAGGACAUCUCCGUGCUACUUCCGUGCACACGAGAGCGCAGGGAGGUGGUGCGUCUGCAACACUUUAAAAACAUCAAACUCAGGGCUGAGGCCCCACCCCCACCUGCAUCACUUCCUGUCCAGAAGCUGGAGGCAAAAUACACCGCGGGAGAGCUGAACCAAUCCAAUCCUGAUAGCGACUCAGGGGUCAACAGCCCUCCUCAGACUCCUCCGUCUGACACACAGGAGGUCUUCCACAUUAACCUGCCCUCCCACAUUGAAACGUCAGAGUACUGGUGUGACAGGCUCUGAAGACUGUUUCCAUUUUACUUGAAGCUGUACUUGAAUUACAAGGGGAGAUUGAGAGUAUUGUUGUAUUUUUUGGUCUUAUCCAUGUUAAUAAACUGUAUGUCUAACCAAUGUUAAUAAAUUAUUUUCUGAAUCUCAA